Molecule: messenger RNA, 5310 nt
Organism: Numida meleagris (helmeted guineafowl)
Lineage: Eukaryota; Metazoa; Chordata; Aves; Galliformes; Numididae
Gene: IL12B
Product: interleukin 12B
Exons: 8
Coding region: 3063-4010 (315 amino acids)
Biological process (GO): cytokine-mediated signaling pathway; immunoglobulin mediated immune response
Cellular component (GO): external side of plasma membrane
Molecular function (GO): protein binding; cytokine receptor activity
Source: RefSeq, a predicted model, not a curated record
AGUGACUGAAUACAGCCCUCAAGUUUUCCCAGACAGUGCUGGCCUGCUUUGAACUUGAGUGCUGUCAUAGAAGUAAGUUUUGGAGAUGGUAUUAAGUGGGAACAAAUUGUUGACUAACCUUGACUGAGCCUGGAGUCUUUCUUGUUUGUGAUAGCUGCCCUAAGUGCUUCAUGGAAGCCGCAGUUAGAACAGGAUGAGACUACGGGGGAAACAGACUUCACUUUUCACCUCUCAGGCCUGGUUACUGGAUGCUAAUGCACAAAGUAUGCUCCAUGGUGCAUCCUGUAGUCUUGGUCUCCUGAGUGUCUGCUCUGGGAAAGGCGUCAGAGCACACUGAGGCUUCCUCUCUGCCCUUGUUACAGGGUUUCCUCUGGAAGGAGCAGCAGAUGAACAGGAAUGUGGUGCACAGCCCACUCUUAUUCUGACAGGUACUUCUAGAGUCAUCAUUUUACAAUUUUGUCUCUUAUAGCAGUUUGAAUACCCUUCACUUGUCUUUGCCCCGUCUGCUUCUGCUGCGUCUUUCUAAACUUGCUUCCCCAGACUGCCAUUUUCUCCUUCUGAAUAGCUGAAACAAUGAUGGCAGAAGUGGUAGUGUCUGCAUGGAUGACCUUUGGCAAAAUGGCCUGAAUAAUGACAGCUGUAAAGACAAGAGUGAGAAUAUAAACAGUAUAUGGCAAUGGAGAACCUGAAGCUGGAUGAAAAUACAGUUGUCCCAAAUGACUAUUUAAGAGAGGAAGACAAGCAUCAGCUAGGUUAAUAAUCAGAUAAUUACAAAGAGUCUUUGAAAGGAAGGAAUCAGCUCAAAAAGGAAUAUGAAGUAAUUAAGAAUCUGACAUGUUGGCAACAAAGAUCACAAGAUGAAAGCAGAGGAUCAGGCAUUACCUGGCUCAGUACUGCCCCAAGUAACUCCCUUGGGAUUAUGACCGCUGCCAAGGCCUGACAGAGCAUCCUCUCCUUCAGGCAUCAUGAGCUGCCUUCCUGCCAGCUAGUGCAGUGCUGGUAUAAGAGGUAACACACAGGGACAAACAUUUUGGGAAUGCUUAUGUGACAUCACGAGGUGCUUUCUCACCAGCACGUGCCUUAGCAGAUUGUAGCAAGCAACACAGGUACUUAGAGCUAGAAAACCCAGGAGAUACGGACAUGAACACAUGCUCCCAAAGAUGGUACAUGCUUGUAACCCAUGCAUCCUUCCAGUGUGUGUGUGUGUGUGAGAUCAUGUGUGUGUGGAGGGGAUUGGGGGGAGACAGAGGCUAGAACUUUUUGAGACAAGUUUUGGAAGGGUGGAAGUGUAUAGGUAUUAACCAACAUCCUAGGAGGGUCUAGUACUCUGAAUUAUGCUGUAUUAUGGAUAUGGUCUUGAAUGCAUAGUUCACUGGUUGCUGGCCAAUUCUGUUCCAAGAAUAAAUCAAUAAACGGCUUUGAUCCACAUUCAGGACAGUCUACGUGAGUGGAGCAAGCCUCACUGAGAAAGUGGCACUCAUAGCCUGUGAGCUCUAGCAAAGAAAAGUCUGAAGCUGACAUUUGGGUAACAAGUUAGAGACACUGGGCUCAGCAGGGAAGCUGUGAAGCCCAUCUGAGCGUAGCAUUGCAAUGCUCUAGUAACAUGUUUUGUCAGAUGAGACAGUGCUUUGUCAGCUACACUUAUCUGCCAAAGGUGUAUGUAAUCUCUUGGAGUUUCUUUGAAGAGGAUGGCUAUGGAGAGGAAAGGAUUCCACUAACAUCGCUGUGGAAGCUUUUGGCACAGUUAACCCGAAGUCCUGAAACCACCCUCCUCCAAAUCAGAGCCUGCCACCCUCCACGCUAUCGUGCUUUCCAGCUGUGUGACAAUGAGCAGGAACUUCAUGCACUGGGAACUGCUGUGGCUUAUAAGAUUGUUUCACUGCUAAUUGUGUUGUUUCCCCUUUUGUUUUGUUUUCUGGCCAUGUCUGGGGGCAACAAGUAUGCAAUAUAUUGCAUGUGCUUUUUUUGUUUCAUCUCUGAGAGGGACUUGUGAAAGACCAUUGGCUAUAGCAGGAGAGACAGGCACCAUCCAUUGCCCUGUGACUACGUUACAGCUAUGAUCCCUGGGCUGUGGGAACACUCCUGUCACUAGAAAGCAUACAGGCUGGGGCUGUGCCUCGUUAUGAAUUCCUAAAGUGUUUAAGUUGGAGUUAUUUUUGUGUCUUUAUAGUCAGUGUAUUUCUUCUUGCGUAUAACUUGUUUGUCUCACCAUUUGGGUUUGGAAUAGAGCUGGAAGAGGAACUCAGUUUUGGUUGGUCUGACAAACUGAAUUUUCUUCUUUAUUUCACAAAUAAAUAGUAGAAACUUUUUUUUCUCAUUUUCAAAGUAAUUGUUACGUAUGAGGCUUUUCUUAUACUUUAGUAUUUAUCUUAGAGGAAUAUUGAUUUACAAAGAAAAAAAAGAUUUUAUUUUAAAAUCGCCAACAUACAAAAUAACACAAAAUAAUGUGUCAAUGGAAUUUCAGCUUUUUCUCUCUGACCUAGAACAAUUUAUUUAUGUUUUGGUUGACCAAAUCUCAAUUUUUAGAAUAAAUACAAUUCUAAAGCAGCAAUUAAGAACUAAUUUUCCCUCUCUCUGGUGCUGACCGAUGUGGUAGCUGGAAUUUUAAUUCAUGUGAUGAUCUCUUUUAGCGUUUGCCAGGUAGUAAUAGAUGUAGUUUAUCUAACUUUCUCUUUCACUCUUCAUAAUUUUUUUCCCAUCAGACAGUUUUGGAAGUUUAUUUAGUGUGUGUUUACUCUUCCCCAGAUGAUGAGAUGAGACAGAAAAUCAAGCAGGAAAGGAAAUGCCUCUGGCACACCAUAAAGGUCACUGUAACAAUCUCAUAAUCUCAUUUCCUCUUUAAAGUUUACCUGGGAGUCCCAAACUUUUUUUUCUUAUGCCUUCGCUCUGCCACUAUGUAAAAAAGGAACUCAAGCCCCAUGUUGCAAUUCUGUGGUAUUGCGGUGAAACAGAGCAUCCCUUUCAGAGUUUACAAGUAUUUAUAAGGCGGCCGGCGCGCUGCUUCCUUCAGAUCACAGAACCAACCUGCCCGGUGACUGCAGCAACCGGCGGCGCAGGAAAAGAUGUCUCACUUGGUAUUUGCCUUACUUUCAUUGCUUUCCUUUGCUGCACUUCUGGAAGCACAGUGGAAACUUAGAGAGAAUGUGUAUGUCAUAGAAUCCGAGUGGAACGAUGAGACACCAGCUAAAGAAGUGAAGCUCACCUGUAACACAUCUGAUGAAACACUGCCAGUUUACUGGAAAAAGGGCACAGAACUGAAAGGAACUGGAAAGACUCUGAUCGCUGAAGUGAAGGAGUUCCCAGAUGCUGGCAACUACACCUGUCUGACAGCUCAGACCCACGAAAUCAUCAGCUACAGUUUCUUCCUCAUAACAAAAGUAGACUCCAAUGGGCAAAUGAUACGGUCAAUUCUGAAAAGCUUUAAAGAGCCAAGCAAGACAUUCUUAAAAUGUGAGGCAAAGAACUACUCUGGAAUUUUCACAUGCUCAUGGAUGACAGAAAACGAGAGUCCAAGUGUGAAGUUCACAAUCAGGAGCCUAAAAGGCUCUCAAGGAGAUGUAACCUGCAGCAGCCCUGUAGCUCACACUGAUAAAUCUGUGACUCAAUACACUACCCAGUGCCAGAAGGUGAACUACUGUCCAUUUGCUGAAGAGCACCAGCCGACUGAGAUGUUCCUGGAGGUCAUUGAUGAGGUGGAAUAUGAGAACUACACUAGCAGCUUCUUCAUCAGAGAUAUCAUAAAACCAGACCCACCCCAAUGUCAGUAUGCAAGCACAAAUGGAAUAGUGACCUGGACAUAUCCCAGGACAUGGAGCACACCAACGUCCUACUUCCCUUUGACUUUCAGGAUCAAAGUUGAAAGCACAAAGAAAUACAAUAGCAAGGUUUAUGAUACUGAUGAGCAGUCUAUUCGGAUUCCAAGGAUUGGGCCAAAAGACAAGAUCUCUGUGCAGGCCAGGGAUCGCUAUUACAACUCAUCCUGGAGUGAGUGGUCUGCGCUUUGCAGAUAAGCACCAAGAGAUUGGUUUAAUGCUCCUGAAUAAAGCAAAGGAUGAAUUAGAACAAGUAAAUAUGCUAACUAGAAGAAAAAUCUGCAUGUGAGAUUAUUAAGAAGCCAACGCCAUGUCUUUUUUUUUCAUAGUAGCUUAGUAUGAUCCUGAUUCUGACAGAUCUUUUAAAGUCCCCAGAUUUGAGUGACACCACUAGCACACACCAUGUUAUAUUAACAUGGAUGGUGUUUUGACACAUUCCUGUCAGCUAUUGUUGUCGGCUCUGCGUAUUUUUGUAUUGCAUUUAUUUACUUAUUUAUUACUUACUUGAUAUGAAUUGCAAUGUCAGUCAAUGGCAGCUGCUAGUCAGAAUGUUUCAUGUGUUAACUUAUACGGAACUUAACUUAUUGAAAGAACUAUUUAUUGUUUAAUUAUUUUAUUUUUAAAUUAUAUAAUUAUUUUAGUAUUUAUUUAUUAUUUAUUUAUUUAUUUAUUUAUUUAUUAUUUUGUUGAAAUAUAUAAGCACAGAAAGGCUUGGCUGCAUGAUGCAGCUCUGUGUCAUAUCUCAGGGCUAUCUUCAUCUUCCAGUCCGACAGUUACUAUUUGAGAAGAAGGAACUGCAGAUUCAGAGUCCUGGAAAUGUUAGCUGCUGCAUUUUUUCAGCUGUUUGUGGUCAACAUUGCAAAUCAGAGGCAGCUGAAAUAUUUAAAAGUUCAACUGCUGUGUAUCUGAUAUUUCAGAGAGCAAUUGAGAACUGGUGUUAUAUGUGAAUGUUAAGCAUCUAAUUAAAGUUAGAAUUUUAGAACAUGGGUUUUCAUAGCUCAUUUUGAAGAUACUUCUCUAGUACUGCCAGAUGCGCUAGGUAUCUUCACAGAACCUUAGGAAAAGAAUCAAAUCCUAAUUCUGAACUGCUUACAGUGUAAGUCCCCAGGUCUGGAAAAAAAGCAGAAGCACGUGUUGAAUCCCCUCUUUUUUUGUCAAACCAUUUCAGUUGUGACUUUAAGUAGAGCAAAAUGCUUUCAAAUAUCUUUGAGGGCUUGGGCCUUUAUCCUUGAUUCAGGAUCACUGGAAUUAAAAGAGUCUUCAAUUGUGACCAUGCUUCCUUUUUUUCCAGUCUUAGAAAUGGGUGGUGAUUUAAGUAUUUAAACAUUGAAACAUAGGAAGUAUCUGAUAUUUCAGAAAACCAUUGAUAAUCUAGCUACAAGGGUUUAUUACUAUUAUAUUAAGUAUACUUAUUUAUUAUAUUAUUAUUUAUUGCUAUUGCAUAUGAUUCUUAUUUCUGCUGUAAACGCAACUUACUUCAUGACAUGCUUGUUUUAUA